Theileria equi strain WA is the source of this 1151-nucleotide messenger RNA. Its product is annotated as fructose-bisphosphate aldolase, putative. Gene Ontology annotation, biological process: fructose 1,6-bisphosphate metabolic process; glycolytic process. Gene Ontology annotation, cellular component: cytosol. Lineage: Eukaryota; Apicomplexa; Aconoidasida; Piroplasmida; Theileriidae. The record is from RefSeq and is a predicted model, not a curated record. Gene Ontology annotation, molecular function: fructose-bisphosphate aldolase activity. The transcript is spliced from 2 exons. The coding region runs from base 64 to 1140 and encodes 358 amino acids.
AUUCUUAAUUUGAAUGACCUUUCAGCGUCAGCGCCAAAAUAUUUUGGAUUAAUACUCUUAUAAAUGGCCUCUCCACAGGAUUUAGCCGCUGAGCUGGCUGCUAACGCCAAGAAACUCGUUGCUCCAGGAAAGGGAAUUCUUGCAGCAGAUGAGUCCACCAAGACUGUCAAGAAUCGCUUUGACAACGUUGGUAUAGAAAACACUGAGCAGAACCGCGCUGCCUAUCGUUCCAUGCUCUUCUCUACUGAAGGGCUUGGAGAGUAUAUUUCUGGAGCUAUUUUGUAUGAGGAGACCCUGUUCCAAAAGGCUCCAUCUGGCAAGUUGAUGGUUGACUUGUUGAAGGAACAAGGUAUUUUACCCGGAAUCAAAGUUGAUAUUGGUUUGGUUCCGCUUCCUAACUCCAAUGGUGAAGUAAGUACUCAGGGAUUGGAUGGAUUGGCUGAAAGAUGCAAGAAAUACUAUGAAGCUGGAGCUAGAUUUGCCAAGUGGCGCGCCGUCUUGUCUAUUGAUCAAGCUAAGAAUAAGCCAUCCCCUCUUUCCGUUGCUGAGACUUCCCAUACGUUGGCAAGAUAUGCCGCAAUUUGUCAGAGUAACGGUCUUGUUCCAAUUGUGGAACCAGAAAUAUUGGCAGACGGUGACCACUCUAUUGGAACCUGUGCUGAAAUUUCUGAGAAGGUCUUGGCUUCGGUUUUCAAGGCAUUGAAUGACCAUCAUGUCUUGCUUGAGGGAGCAUUGCUGAAGCCUCAUAUGAUAACAAAGGGAUUUAGCUGCCCUGACGAGCAAACCGCUGAUCAGGUUGCAUUUUAUACCUCCAGGACCUUGAGGAGAACAGUCCCACCUGCCUUGGCUGGUAUUGUAUUUUUGUCUGGUGGUCAAAGCGAAGCUGAUGCCACCAUUCAUUUGAAUGAGAUUAACAGGGCUAAUGAGCAUCCAUGGGCUCUUUCAUUUUCAUACGGCAGAGCUUUGCAGGCUUCUUGCCUCAAGACAUGGAACGGUAAGCCAGAAAAUGCCAAGGAUGCUCAGGCUGUUUUGUUGAAGCUUGCAAAGGAUAACUCUCUUGCUUCUACUGGGUCACUUAAACAUCACGAUACGGGAUCUUCUAGUUCCAAGUCCCUUUUUGAGGCCAAUUACGUGUACUAGGUCGCUGGUCC